AUGGCUUUUUUGAAGAAGAAACUGUCCAAUGUGAACUACUCAUCGAAUAGAUCACGGUCUGGUUCAGCAGCAUCUUCCAACAAAGUGUCAUUGGGAUCACCGUCUACGCCUAAUAGCCCCGAUAUCAAGAUCCCUGAACUGCCCCCAAAAAUACCGCUCGAAAAUAGCGGCGGUGUCAAGAAUACUACUACUACUGCUGCUGCUUCUACUACCACUACGAAUCCUUUUGGCGAAAACCUGCAUCCUGGACAACAGCAGCCAGCAGGAAGUAAUGGUGAUUUCACUUUCGAAGACUUUUCAAAUCAUGAAAACCGUACCGUGGCUGGGGCAAGCACGGUGCAUCACUCAGGAAUACCAGAAACCGGGGUACAAACACCUUGGAAUUCUCGAAAAUCAUCGUCUACUGACAUUGGAAAUGGUAACAGGAACGGAAAUCACUCAUCUGGUAAGUUACUGUACUCUUGGGAUGUCACGAACCCUGAAGAAUGGUCCAUGCUUCGAGUUUUGUCGUGGCUCAAACUGAACGAUUUCGAUGCAUCAUGGAUGGCGUACUUUAGGAAACGUCAUCUGCAUGGCCACAGAUUUUUGAAAUUGAUGGCUUACGAUAACUUUGCUCAGCAUGAACCCAACCUUUCACAAACCAAAUUUGCGUCUUACCAGCGAUUUCAGUACAUUUUGAAAAGAACUUUGGAGCAAAACGUGGUAAAUGGUCAUAUUAGAACCCGAAGCGAUAAAUCUACAGGCUCUAGAAGUUCAAGCGAGUCUUUUAAGUUUCGAACCAAAAGAAAGGAGGACGAUGCUACCAAUAAUAGAGCAAUUUCGGAAUCAUCUGUCGCUGGUCACAAGAAAACAUCUUCUGAACUUUCCGAAGAACGAUCUUUACCUCCGCAAUACCGAAAUCACCAAAAAACUAAUAGUGCAAGCUCCGUAUACCGUCGCAGUUUGAUCUCUUUGCGUGGAAGUAGUUCUAGCGGGUCCCAGAAUAAAGUCGAUACUGCUAUCAACUUGAAAAUUCCUUCACGUCCUUCUUCCUCUCUCGACAACCCAAUCUCGUCAGAGCGGCAAGGCACACGUGUGUCGUCGUCCCCAUUGUCUCCAACAUACACAGGAAGGUUCCGCAAACAACAUAAAAGUAGCUCCUCGGAAUCAUCUAUCUUCAACACUUUGUUCGGCGGAAGUAAUGAGGCCGAAGGACAAUAUUUGGCGACAGAUUCGUCUGUUGGUAAACCGAAUACCCUCAAAAGUACGUCUUUGGAAAAUCUUCCUCUUGAUGUACCACCUGAGAGUCCUCUGAGCAUUACAAACUCGCGAAGGGCCCCGCCGGCGUCAGCGGACGAGAAGGGCAGCUUGUGGGAAAAACUGAAAAGAAAAUCUGUGCAACUAGACACCUCUUUGACUAAGAUUCCCACAUCAGAACAAGACACUGAGUCGGUGGGGACUAGGACUCUAGUGAACUCAAAAACUAAUGAAUCAGAAGAGCUCAGCUUGGAUAAUCUGAUGCUUGAACAAAAGUACUAUCCGAUCAAAAAUCCAGGAAAGUCCGACAAAUACAUUUUGAUCACUAAGGAUAAUAGGUCCUUCAUACCGAUAAAUGUUGGCAUCAUCACAAACUUGGACGAACUCAAAGACUCGAUGGCUCUUACGCUCGGUAUUCGGCACAACAGAUACACAAUUCAUCUUACCGAUUUUGGAUGCGAUAUGGGUUGUGCUAUUGACGACGAACUACUGGAGAAUAUGCGCAACAACUUAUUUCACAACAUUCCCAAAAAAUUCUUCAUCAAAGACCAGAUGACAAUCAAGCUUCGUCCUCGUCCGGUGAUCAAGAACAUGGUCGGAGAAACCACCGCCCCGAUUAAAACAGUAAAAAGCAAAGGAUCUGUGAAGUCUGCUAAUAGUAGCUCUAUUGCUUCUAAUGACGACAAUUCAGCAACCACAUCUUUAUCAGAUGUAACGUCUUUUGAUGAUAUUGCCCGCGCUUCAGGUCGUGCUGCAUAUCCUCGAACUCCCAGCUCAUACUAUGGUGCGGUUAUACCUAGUUCCAACUCCGAGAUCGACUAUUGGACCUUGAAGGAUUCUCAGGCGGAAGACCAAAACCUCCCCAAAGAUCGCGUAAGAUCGAUCGGAAGGGGAUCUUCUCCUGGAGAUGCUAACGUGAAACGCAUGGUCGAGGCGCAUCAUAGCCACUCUUUCCAGGUCAUCAGAAAGAAAAGUGACGAUGAGAUAAAUUUCAACAAUCGGCGGGCUUCACCGUACGCGAGUGCAGAUUUUGCUCCAAGAAGAGAAGCACCAAAACCACCUUCUGGUUCUCAGAGCUCUUUGAUUUCUUCAGGACCCAAUAGUACAACAUCAUCUCCCAAAGCUCAAAAACUCACGAAUAGACCGAGCGUCACACGCAAAGCUCGGCCCCCACCUCCCCAAACGAGUUGGAACCUUCAUGCCAUGGGCAUCUCAGGUGCGACAUCUAAUGGUUUGUCGAGUUCUCAAUCCGGCCCAUCUGAAACCCUCAUCAAUUCAUAUACUCCAGCUUCAACACAAGUAUUGGUGCCACAGCCAUACACGGGUGGUAACAAAGAAGGGAAAUCGGUUUCGGAAGAUGCUUCGUUGUCUACCCUCUAUAAUUCUUGGGUUGGCAGAUCAAAUACUCAGCAGUCAAGUGUGAACUCUCUUGUUCAAAUACCCCCUCAACUCUUCAAAAGAACCAGCACCAAGAGAAUCGUAUCCUCUGCUUCUGCUGCUGACGUCUUUGAUGAAAACGAUGUUUCCUUUGCCGAAGCACCUGAACUUUCGGAUCUUGACGGUACCGACACUCAGAGCGACUCAUCGACUGACAUUAUCUGGUCAAACUCUGCGAAGACUUCGGGCUCCAAAUUAGACACUGAUGUUCACAUUGCCGUACACUCUGCCAGCACCGAAGAUGUCAAUGACGAUGAUUUAGCAAAGCAGUUAAAUCUUGAUGAGAAACCCAUGAAAAAGGUCGAGGGUACUGUAUCUGACGAUCAAAUGACUCUCAGGCCAUCGCCCGAAAUUGUUUAUCAAAAUCUUGAACGAUUUUUCCCAGGUACUGAUUUGGAUAUACCUAUUGUCGAAGGUGUUACACCACCUGCCUCUCCGCAGAGCCCUAAAGCGUUAUCUCCAGUGAUGCCUACCCUACAAAAGGAAUCACCAACUUACGAGCCCCGAUCAAAAAGUAGCUCGAGGUUAGGAACACCACAGACAAUGAUAUCACAUACGGCUCAAGAACCCCAUGAGAGCUUAUCUGUCUCGUCCAAAUCCUUGAAGAUCCCAAAGCGAACGAAAACAAUAAGAACAAUUGCGCGAGAAGCGAGCGAAGCAAGAAAAACGUCUAAAACACGCCGUCUGGGAAGAAAGAAUACAAAAAUGUGGGGAACGCGGGUCGUGGAGGUCACCGAUAAGAAGAUGGUAGCAAUUAGCAAGUCAAAGAAUUCGAAUGGUGAGUACAAAGAAUUUGCUUGGAUCAAGGGAGAAAUGAUAGGGAAGGGUUCAUUCGGAUCUGUGUUUUUAGGCCUUAACGUGACGACCGGGGAUAUGGUGGCUGUGAAGCAGGUUGAGGUUCCUAAAUAUGGUUCGCAAGAUGAGACAACUUUGAAUGUUUUGGAGGCUCUGAGAUCUGAAGUCUCGACACUUCAAGACUUGGAUCAUGUCAAUAUUGUGCAAUACCUUGGGUUCGAGAACAAAAAUCAUUUUUACAGCUUAUUCCUCGAGUACGUGGCAGGUGGUUCGGUGGGUUCUCUCAUAAGGUCAUUUGGCUGUUUUGAGGAGGCACUUGUACGCUUUUUGGUGGUACAAGUACUAAGAGGACUAUCGUACUUACAUUCCAAAGGUAUUCUCCAUCGUGACAUGAAAGCUGACAAUCUCCUUCUCGACGUAGAUGGUGUUUGCAAAAUCAGCGAUUUCGGUAUCUCAAAGAAAUCCAGCAACAUAUACAGUAACUCUGACAUGACCAUGCGAGGCACCGUUUUUUGGAUGGCACCCGAAAUGGUCGACACUAAACAAGGUUACAGCGCAAAGGUUGACAUAUGGUCUCUGGGGUGCGUUGUUUUGGAAAUGUUUGCAGGCAAACGUCCAUGGUCAAACCUUGAAGUUGUAGCAGCAAUGCUUAAGAUAGGUAAGUUCAAGUCAGCUCCACCCAUUCCAGAAGACACAAAAAAACUGCUAUCACCUGAGGCUCGGGACUUCUUGGAUGCAUGCUUCAAAAUAGACCCUGAGGAAAGGCCAACCGCAGAAGAACUUUUGUUACAUCCUUUUUGCAGAGUCGAGGAGUCAUUCAAAUUCAGUGACACCAGCCUAGCAACGCUUAUCAGGUAUAAUGACAAAUGUAACUCCACCAAGCUGAAAACGGAAACUGGACGACAAGCACUUGAAAAUCGCAGUGCCUAA
This is a messenger RNA of Lachancea lanzarotensis, 4398 nucleotides long. RefSeq names its product LALA0S08e06854g1_1 (gene BCK1). Gene Ontology annotation, biological process: protein phosphorylation. The record is from RefSeq and is a predicted model, not a curated record. The transcript has a single exon. NCBI's taxonomy places the organism in Eukaryota, Fungi, Ascomycota, Saccharomycetes, Saccharomycetales, Saccharomycetaceae. Gene Ontology annotation, molecular function: protein kinase activity; ATP binding. Bases 1 to 4398 code for a protein of 1465 amino acids.